This is a messenger RNA of Brassica oleracea var. oleracea, 1760 nucleotides long. RefSeq names its product serine/threonine-protein kinase ATM-like. Gene Ontology annotation, molecular function: protein serine/threonine kinase activity; protein binding. The annotation marks the transcript as partial. The record is from RefSeq and is a predicted model, not a curated record. NCBI's taxonomy places the organism in Eukaryota, Viridiplantae, Streptophyta, Magnoliopsida, Brassicales, Brassicaceae. Gene Ontology annotation, biological process: DNA damage response. The transcript is spliced from 15 exons.
UUUUUUUGUAGGUACAUGGCAGGGGUGUUAACCUUGACACUGUUGAAAAGAUCUUACUGGAUAGCGAAAAGCAGUACAAAGCGCUGUCAGCUGAAAACUUUUCACUGGAGAAGGCUGAGGUGUGGUCCACAGAUAAUAAAAACUUCGAUGGAUGGAUUUGUCAGCUUGUGUACUGUAUGAUCUCGUUAUGUGAGGAUGUCCCAAUAAGGUUAUGCCAGAAUAUAGCAAUGCUGAAAGCUGAAAUUUCUGAGCUUUUGUUUCCAAGUGUUAUUGUUAGUCUUGCAGGAAGGGUAGGGACUGAUGUCAAUUUACACGAACUAAUUACCUCACAGGUGAAAGAGCACAUCUUCGUCGAUUCAAACAAGCUAACAAAGUCGAAGCAGGUCAUGUUAAAUACCCUGAAUGAACUGCGGAUGUGUUAUGUCCUUGAAAGAUCAACUUUUUCUGGGCAAACUAAAAGAGAAAAGAAUACCAAGCAUUCUAACUACAGUUCUAGAUCUAGCUCCAGCGCUGCUAAGAUUAGAGAUGUGGAAACAGCUAAUGGUAUGGCAGCGUCCAUAACUGCAAAUUGGGACAAGGUAUAUUGGCUUUCCAUUGAUUAUCUUGUUGCUGCCAGAUCAGCAGUAGUUUGUGGUGCAUAUUUGACCGCCGCCAUGUAUGUUGAGUACUGGUGUGAGGAGAAAUUUGGCAGUCUAAGCCUCGGAGAUCCUGAUUUUUCUUAUCAUGAUAUGUUACCGGAUCACGUUGAGAUACUUGUGUCUGCAAUAACAAGAAUAAAUGAGCCUGACAGCUUGUAUGGGGUUAUACAUUCCAACAAGUUGUCUGCUCAAAUAACCACAUUUGAGCAUGAGGGAAACUGGAGUAGAGCACUUGAGUACUAUGACUUGCAAGCACGUUCACAGAAAAUAGUGGUGCCUGGUAGCCUUCCUGAAAACCAAGGGGUGGAACAUUUUCAGCCAACAACUAGUGCACAACAUUCUGUUUUUGGCGAAGGGGAGGUCCAGAGACAACCUUUCAAAGGGCUCAUUAGGUCUUUGCAGCAGACAGGCUGUAUGCAUGUUCUCGAUCUGUAUUGCCGGGGCUUGACUUCCCGAGAAGGCUCCUUUCAGUAUGAUCCAGAGUUUAUCGAAUUGCAGUAUGAGGCUGCAUGGCGUGCAGGAAAAUGGGAUUUUUCUUUACUCUAUCCACAAACGCACUCUCCACCUAUGCAACAUGUCAAGAACAAUAAUUAUCAUGAAAAUCUGCACGGUUGUUUGAGAGCUUUGCAUGAAGGGGAUUGCAAUGGGUUUCAUGGAAAACUGAAGGAUGCUAAGAAGGAGCUUGUAUUGUCCAUUUCCCGUGCAAGUGAAGAAAGCACUGAAUUUAUAUACUCGGCAGUAGUGAAACUUCAGAUUCUUUAUCAUCUUGGACUAGUUUGGGAUCUUCGCUGGACGACGUCUUCACAUGAAAGUAUGCAUGGCUAUCCAGUCAAACAAAUGGCAUGUGCAGACCCUGUGACGCCAACAAUGGAGCAGGAUUGGAUCUCUAUUACUACACAAACUCAGUUCCACAUGAAUUUGUUGGAGCCAUUAGUCGCAUUUAGGCGAGUCCUCCUCCAAAUCUUGGGAUGUGAGCAAUGUACCAUGCAGCAUCUUUUGCAGUCUGCUUCCUUACUUCGCAAGGGAUCAAAGUUUUCUCAUGCAGCUGCGUCUCUGCAUGAGUUCAAGUUCCUUUGUGCAAAAAGUGAUGGAGGACAACCUGUUCCAGAUUGGCUUGGAAGG